This is a messenger RNA of Notolabrus celidotus (New Zealand spotty), 2497 nucleotides long. Its product is annotated as transformer-2 protein homolog alpha-like. Bases 749 to 1708 code for a protein of 319 amino acids. Gene Ontology annotation, biological process: positive regulation of mRNA splicing, via spliceosome. Gene Ontology annotation, cellular component: spliceosomal complex. The transcript is spliced from 8 exons. NCBI's taxonomy places the organism in Eukaryota, Metazoa, Chordata, Actinopteri, Labriformes, Labridae. The record is from RefSeq and is a predicted model, not a curated record. Gene Ontology annotation, molecular function: RNA binding.
AUAAGGAUAUUGUCGACGGUGGUUGAGAAUAGCGCCACUGUUAGCUAAUUCAGAUCAAUCCGGUUUACCCUGCAGUCACUUCGACAAACAUCUGUCCUUAAUCCGUCAUUACAGUCAGUGUUGCACGAUUGCAGAUCUGCUGUUAUUGUUAUAUUAAUAUGAGUGACAACGAGAAAGAUUUCAAGGAGGAGCGGGUUGAGGUUGGAAGAAAGAAAAAGGCGGAAGACGUUUCAGAUGUGAAGUUAUUAAUGUUUGAAGCUGAUGGUGUUGAUGCAUGCUAAUGUAUGGGAUGCUGAAAAGAAGCGGUCAAGAUCUAUCCCCACUACUAGUGUUGUAAUGGCAGAUGGUAAAUGGGGGAAGAGGAGGAAAAAGAAGUCAUAAUGUCAAAGAGAAGAAAGAAGAAAUGAAGGGUUGUUUUGAAGUAAUGAAGUAAAAGAAGUUAUGAAGUUAAGAUCAGAAGUUUACCAGGGUAUGAGUAAUUUCCACAGUUUGCUGUUAUUCCUCUUUCAUACUGUUCCUUUCUCUUAAGCAUGCACAAUUAUUUUUCCUCUCUUUAUUCAACAUCAUUGGUCAAUCUUCCAUACAUUUUAGGUUCUUUUUUUUAUAAUGAUCUGUCUUUCAGCUAAAUUCAUUUUUAAUCUAAAUAUUAGUUCCAAUGUGUUACAUUUACAUACAUAUAAUCCGAUUCCAUAAUAUUUAAUGUUAAAUCUGUUAAAGGCCAAAAUGAGGUGAACUCCUUGAAAGGAGCAUGCAGCGGGAAAGUGCUGUCACCUCCUGGCCCUUAAUUCUUGCUGAUCACUAUAUGCUGCCUAAUCUUAGUGUCCGGUCUGUUCAGGACUCGCGGCAUGGCUCCAGGAGUGCAUCCCCUCAGGGAUCAGCCAAAUCCACCAGUCGCUCACCAGCUCGUUCCAAAGGCUCUCGGCGAUCCAGAUCUAGAUCUCGUUCUCGAUCCAGGUCCAAGUCCAGGUCCCGUUCCCAUCGAAGCUCACGCAGGCACUACUCCCGCUCUCGUUCCCGCUCCCACAGACGCCGUUCCAGGAGCCGAUCCAGGAGCUGGGAGUAUAGGCGGCGCAGGAGCCAUAGUCGCUCCCCUAUGUCAAAUCGUCGCAGACACAUUGGAAACAGGGCUAACCCAGACCCAAACAACUGUCUGGGUGUGUUUGGACUAAGUCUCUACACAACUGAGAGAGAUCUGAGGGAUGUGUUCUCUAAAUAUGGCCCUUUAAGUGAUGUCAACAUUGUGUAUGACCAGCAGUCACGACGCUCAAGAGGCUUUGCUUUUGUCUACUUUGAGACCUAUGAGGAUUCCAAGGAGGCCAAGGAGCGAGCUAACGGGAUGGAACUUGAUGGCCGCAGGAUCCGAGUAGAUUUCUCAAUUACAAAACGAGCCCACACUCCCACUCCUGGAAUCUACAUGGGACGUCCAACCUAUGGUGGUGGUGGAGGUGGUGGAGGAGGAGGAGGCGGCAGCGGUGGCGGCGGCGGGGGAAGUAGUGGCGGCGGCAGUGGUGGUGGUUCAUCACGGCGCACCUCAAGGGACUACGACCGAGGCUACGACAGAGGCUAUGACAGGGGUUAUGAACGCGAUUAUGAUCGCUAUGAUGAACGAGAAUACAGGUCUUACAGACGCAGAUCUCCAUCUCCUUACUACAGUAGAGGGUACCGUUCAAGGUCCCGCUCAAGGUCCUACUCACCACGUCACUACUGAAAAGAAGACUCCAUGAAGAUUUCAGUGUUACGGCUUGGAUUUUUGCCUUUUUAUGUUACCUUUUUUUCUUUUUUUUUAAACCAGGUUGUGUACAUAUAGGACUAUUGGGAUGUUGAUGUUGAACAAUAAUACAUUCUAAAGAAAAAUACAUUCUAGAGAUAAAACUCAGUAUUGUUUUGCAGAAGCUGCAAGGCAGUGUAAAAAUAUGUAACAGAAAUAUCCACAAAACUCCUGAAAACUUGUAGAAUUUUUUUGUUAUAGAAGUGAAGUCUUUAAAAGGAAGUCUGUCUCAGCCCCACAGUGUAAACGGGGGUUUUAACCCUACAGAAUUUACAGUAAGAAUCUUAGAAUAUGUGUCUUGCCUAAAAAAAUUUAAAUUGGCUUGCACUACAUGAAGUAAGGGUAGUAAAGGGCUGGCUUGUUUUUUGCUUUGCUCAAAACAAUUGUUUUUACACAAACAGGAGUUUCUAUGGCUCUUCAAUUACAAUUUCUCAUCAUGCUGUUUGUAUGUAGUUAGUUUGCUAUCUGGAAUGUUUUUGACACCACAUUUUGUUUUUUUCAGGUGGGAAAUACUUUAUGUGUUGUGUAUAUAAUUGAUUAAGGUUUACUUGUUGUAAGAUAUUGAAAUGGUCAUGUUGCAUCAUAAUUUUAAACGUAGGAAAACUGCAGAUAUCGUACCAUAAAGUCACAUCAAAUACUUUGAGUUUUUAUUUUGCUUGUAUUUUCUUCUGUUUAGAUGUUGUUUUUCGUUGCCAUAAAAGAAAUAAAGAAAUCGAUGCAUAGACUUUA